CGUGUACAGAUUUUCUUCAGAAGAAUUUAACGUCUGUUUUGAUUAAAAUGGAAUAAAUACUGAUUGCUUAGAUACAUGUAAAUUACUGAAAUUUGAAAAUCUGUACACGAAAAUGGAGGCAGUCACAAUGGUCACGACGUAUUGGCAAACAGCUGUGUUUUAUUCGCUAAUUGCCAUUUCUACAACCUUGUUGGCAGUGUACUUAUAUAUAGAAAAUCUCCGAGUAGUUAGAUUUGGAAAUAAAAUUCCAGGACCAAAAACAGUGCCAAUUUUAGGAAAUGCUUUAUUAACAGUAGGUUUGCACCCAAAUCAGGUGUUAGACUUUUUGAUUCAACAAGAUGUUUAUGGACCUGUAGUACGCGCUUUCCUUGGAACGAAAUUAAUUGUCUUCAUGUAUCAUCCUCGUGAUUGUGAAAUUAUUCUUAACAGUUCUGUUCAUAUAGAUAAAGCUCCAGAAUACAGAUAUUUCAAACAAUGGCUGGGAGACGGUCUGCUCAUUAGCACAGGUGAAAAAUGGAGAACACACAGAAAAAUCAUAGCACCGACGUUUCACUUAAAUGUUUUAAAGACAUUCGUUCCAUUGUUUUAUCAGAAUAGCAGAGAUCUAGUUAUACGUCUACGAGAUCAAGUGGGAAAAGAGUUUGAUUGCCACGAUUAUUUAUCUGCAGUCACUGUUGAUAUUUUAUUAGAUACUGCCAUGGGUUUAAGGGAUACUGAAAAGCAUAAAACUGGCUACGAUUAUGCGAUGGCUGUAAUGAAAAUGUGCGACAUAAUUCAUCGUCGACAAUUCAAUAUACCUUUGCGAUACGACUUCCUCUUUAACGUUUCAAAUAUGUCGAGAGAGCAAGAGAAGUUGCUUGGUACCAUUCAUGGUCUAACCUCCAAAGUUAUUCAAAGAAAGAAAGAAGAAGCUUACAAAAGUAUUUGCUCAAAUAUCGGGCAAAAGCAAAAGAAACCUAACGAAACCGAAUCGAGUCAAGAAAAUAAAGAAACUAGUGAAUCAAAUCCAAACAGAAAGAAUGAAGGUCCUGUAAGAAUGCACUAUGUCAGAGAUGAUCUUGAUGACAUCGAUGACAAUGAUGUGGGCGAGAAAAAAAGACUUGCUUUCUUGGAUCUUAUGCUUGAAUUAUCGAGAAAUGGCGCAGGACUGACCGACGAAGAAAUCAAAGAGGAAGUUGAUACCAUAAUGUUUGAGGGGCACGACACUACGGCUGCAGGUUCCAGCUUCGUUCUCUGUCUACUUGGAAUUCAUCAAGACAUUCAAGAUCGUGUUUACGAAGAAUUAGAAGAAAUUUUCAAGGGUUCAGAUAGACCCUGCACAUUUCAGGAUACUGUAGAGAUGAAAUAUUUAGAAAGAGUUAUUUUAGAAACAUUGAGACUUUUCCCACCGGUACCAGCAAUUGCGAGGUUGCUCAAUGAAGAUGUUAAAAUAGUUACUGGAAAUUAUGUGUUACCAAAGGGUUGUACGGUUUUAAUUUCACCAUACAGGGUUCAUCGAUUACAGGAAUUUUAUCCUAACCCCGACGAAUUUAACCCUGACAAUUUCUUACCAGAACGAAUGCAAACUAGGCAUUAUUAUGCAUUCAUUCCUUUCAGUGCAGGGCCUAGGUCAUGCGUGGGAAGGAAGUAUGCAAUGUUGAAGUUGAAGGUUUUAUUGUCGACGAUCCUGCGGAACUACAAGAUCCUGUCGGAUCUUCCAGAAAAGGACUUCCGGUUGAAGGUUGAUAUUAUUCUUAAAAGAACGGACGGCUUUCGGGUAAAAAUCGAGCCACGAAACAAAAGCAGUCAAGACGUCCACGUUUAAA
Molecule: messenger RNA, 1805 nt
Organism: Osmia bicornis bicornis
Lineage: Eukaryota; Metazoa; Arthropoda; Insecta; Hymenoptera; Megachilidae
Product: cytochrome P450 4g15-like
Exons: 8
Coding region: 113-1804 (563 amino acids)
Molecular function (GO): oxidoreductase activity, acting on paired donors, with incorporation or reduction of molecular oxygen; monooxygenase activity; iron ion binding
Source: RefSeq, a predicted model, not a curated record